CCCCGAGCGCAUGCGCCGUCGGCUUGACAGGCACCGCUGUGCACCACUCCUUUGCUUCCUCCGUCCUUCCUGCACCAAACCCAAGGCGUUUGGUUCCACUAUCAGACAAUGGCGACAUCGUUUCUGAGGCUCGGCGUUUGCGAAACUCGACGGAUGCUACUUCUCGAGAGAUUGGGAACUUUGGAGAAAUUGAGUUUGACAGCUUUCACCACCAAAGCACCCGGGCCACAGAAGAAGAAAAUCAAGGGAGCCAGGCCCCAAGAUGUUACCCAUGGAGUUUCAGUUCAAGCCACAGAGAUGACUACCAGAGAACGGGCAAACCUCCUUUCCAGGAAAACACUGCUGAAUUUUCCCAGGAAAACUUCUGGCUUAAGACAGAUGCCACUGAGCAAGAGCAGGCAGAAGGUGGUUUACUCUGAUGCUCCUGAACACAAUGAGCAGACCGUGGCAGCCUGGCAGUCUGCUGCUGCAGAGGUGCCAGUGGAUGAUAAAGCUGCAGCUAGUGAAGAAUCUGACUCCAGCUCCGACUCUGAUGAAGAAACUAUGACUGGAGAUGCCUUAAAAAGUCCAGUUAAGUUUCUGAGACAUGAUUCCCCAACCAGGAAUACUGGGUGGAUGAAAGAAAUGAAAAAAGAGGAGCCAAGAGCCAGCAAGCCCCAGUCAGAGCCAGGAAUUGGUGUCUCCAGCAGCUCUGUGAGAGAAUUGCCCACUCAACUGAGCACUACGGUGGGAGGACAAGAAGCACAAGUUGCCCAUCCCAAAGCAGGAGGCCAAAGGAGCCACACUGAGGCUGUAGCAACAUCUCCAGAUACCAAAAUCGCCAACAAGGAAGGCAGCUUACAAAGGGCAGAGUUGCAGAGUGAAACAUUGAGAGAGCACAAGGCAGAGCAGGAGGUGAUAGAAGAUUCCUGGGCCACAUCUUCAGCCAAUGCUACAGAUACGUCAAUGGGAAUAAAGGGGUUAACGUAUGGGGUACAUCUGGCAACUUUGGGCCUGCGCUCAUUGGAAUUUCGAAGAAUGCAGGGGUAUCUCAUGGAAAUCUACCAAAUGUUGAAAGAAUUUGGUAGGGUGGAUGUGGAAAAGAUGUUUCCUGUGGGAAGCAGUUGUGGAGCCCAUUGAGGAAGUGUCGAAUCCUUCUACUUACAAGAACACUCAGCACCACGAUUAUACCCCACUGACCUUUAUAGACCUGGAAAUGGAGAUGGCGAAGUACAGGCUACCUCAGCCCUCCUCAGGAAGGUUGAGUCCUCUCCAGUGACUCGGCAAACUUACUACAGGCAGCAAGAAUCAGCGGUAUGAGCUAAGCUAAAUAAAGCUGUUCAUUUCACCAA
Messenger RNA from Hypanus sabinus (Atlantic stingray), 1331 nucleotides. RefSeq names its product NADH:ubiquinone oxidoreductase subunit V3 (gene ndufv3). Gene Ontology annotation, cellular component: mitochondrion. The record is from RefSeq and is a predicted model, not a curated record. Gene Ontology annotation, biological process: mitochondrial ATP synthesis coupled electron transport. NCBI's taxonomy places the organism in Eukaryota, Metazoa, Chordata, Chondrichthyes, Myliobatiformes, Dasyatidae. Bases 109 to 1119 code for a protein of 336 amino acids. The transcript is spliced from 5 exons.